AUGAGUGACGUUGGGAAGGCCAUCAAGUCCAACCGGAAUUUUGCAACGGCUCACCACGACCUUUUGAUCCCCGUGAGAUGCAAGGCAACUGGUAAGCUCGAGUUCAUUGCUGCGCAAUGUCGUUAUGGACAGAAAAAGGAUGCAGACGGCCUGAAGUUGCAGGACAAGGCGAAGAAGGACAACUUUGAGGAAAUGCAAAAUGUGUUGCUGCAGAUUUGCAGUGAGUCUGAAGGCUGGCAGUCCUUUACAAACAAGACAUGGGCCAGACGUCAGGAGGAGAAGAAAUACUCUCUCAUGAGUUGCGAGACUAUCAUUGCGCAGCUGGACGUGCUGAGGCUUUUGUGA
Effrenium voratum is the source of this 345-nucleotide messenger RNA. NCBI's taxonomy places the organism in Eukaryota, Dinophyceae, Suessiales, Symbiodiniaceae. The record is from the annotation of a GenBank genome assembly.